AUGCUCUCUCUCGCCACUCGCACCGUUGCUCGUCGCGUCUCUGCCCAGCAAGCGCGCGCCAUCACCACGGCAGCUGCCAAGGCACCGACGGCUGCGCAACAAGCCGCACCCACAAAUUCGGCCAGCAUCACCACUCAGGCUGCAUCGAUUGCCCAGCCAGCACCCGUUGCUGCGACCCGCAACUACGCCGGCAAGGUCACCAUGCCCACAAGACAAUUCUCAACUCCAGCUUCCGAGUCGAUGCCAGGUCUUAGCCAAUCAGACGCUCGCCCUUCCAAGUUGGCAGCACAGCGCAUGGCAGAUGCCAAGGCUCUCGCUGGCUUCUAG
This is a messenger RNA of Ceraceosorus guamensis, 327 nucleotides long. RefSeq lists its product as hypothetical. The transcript has 2 exons. Lineage: Eukaryota; Fungi; Basidiomycota; Exobasidiomycetes; Ceraceosorales; Ceraceosoraceae. The coding region runs from base 1 to 327 and encodes 108 amino acids. The record is from RefSeq and is a predicted model, not a curated record.